This is a messenger RNA of Exophiala mesophila, 1073 nucleotides long. RefSeq lists its product as uncharacterized. The transcript has 4 exons. Lineage: Eukaryota; Fungi; Ascomycota; Eurotiomycetes; Chaetothyriales; Herpotrichiellaceae. The coding region runs from base 137 to 1072 and encodes 311 amino acids. The record is from RefSeq and is a predicted model, not a curated record.
UCUGAUUCUAUCACUUGACUCGAGAUUUGUCAUCUCACAGGUGGCAGGACGGUCCGCGGUCAAUGACUGUCAUGAUGCCCCGAUCGAUUGCACAUAUCUUCAAAACCUCAAGAGAGCGUGGCCCGCUCAACACUGAAUGCCUGUCAUGAUGAGAAUCGCCAUAGCCGGUACCAACGGGCUUGCACAGUACAUCGCCAACUAUAUCGAUAAUACAACGUCACAUCAAUUUGUCGUAUUGUCACGAAGUCCCGCGCCUGCCCUGGUCGGUAGAGGCUGGCAGGUCAUCCAAGUCGAUUACGCCAAGUCUAACUCAACAGACCUUCGAUUCAACCUCACUGGUGUUGACAUUGUCAUUUCCACUAUCAGCGGCCAAGCGCAGAUGGUCUUGAUCGAAGCCGCCGCAGCGACUCAUGUUCGCCGCUUCGUGCCAUCUGAGUUUGGGGGUCCUCCAGCCUUACGUCCUCGAAAUGACUUGUUGGACAAUCAUCGGCGUGCGGCACUGGGACGGCUACAUCAAUUAGAAGCUUCAGGCAUGCGGUUUACCAUCUUCACCUGCGGCAUCCUGUACGAGAGAUUUGCACCGGGAGGACUGUCAGCCUCUCAAAUCGCCACAGGGAGCGUGACUGCACAAGAAGGAAGUUACCUGAUGGACUUUAGACACAGAACGGCACAAAUUCCUGUCCACGGUCCUUCGGGCAACAUCCCACGAAUCUGUAUGACGUCCGCGAGGGAUGUAGCCAGGUUCGUGACUGCUGCUCUCGACUUACCAACUUGGCCGAGGGAGUUUAGAAUGAGAGGCGAUCGUAUGACUGUUAGGGAUGUCGUUGCCAUUGCGGAGCAGGUCCAUGGCAGUCCAUUCGAAAUCUCGAACCACACGCGAGCCUCUUUGCAAGACUCGUUGACAUAUGCCCGAGCAACUGGAGAUCGAGCCCGAGAAGAGCAUGUUCAUGAUCUCUUAGCCACAUCUGAGGGACGAUUCGACUUUACCAACACCACUCUCAACCAACUGGUCUCCAUUCAACCCGAGGGAUUCCGAGACUGGCUCUUGCGGGUGUGGUCUUCAGCGAUAUGAG